CUUCGUUACAUGUUGGUGGUGAAAGUAUAAUAAGCGCACCAAUCAUACACAAAAAUUGUAGUGUGAAGUUUUAUUCUUUUGUUCCAACAGAUCUACAAGAACAUAUUGUUAUCAUUUCAAAAG
This is a messenger RNA of Entrophospora candida, 123 nucleotides long. The record is from the annotation of a GenBank genome assembly. Lineage: Eukaryota; Fungi; Glomeromycota; Glomeromycetes; Entrophosporales; Entrophosporaceae.